Molecule: messenger RNA, 2729 nt
Organism: Zingiber officinale
Lineage: Eukaryota; Viridiplantae; Streptophyta; Magnoliopsida; Zingiberales; Zingiberaceae
Product: superoxide dismutase [Mn] 3.4, mitochondrial-like
Exons: 11
Coding region: 177-1394 (405 amino acids)
Biological process (GO): superoxide metabolic process
Cellular component (GO): mitochondrion
Molecular function (GO): metal ion binding; superoxide dismutase activity
Source: RefSeq, a predicted model, not a curated record
GCAAACUGUCGUCGACUCGACAGCCCUGAUAUUCAAAUGCUGACGUCUACUCCAUCGUCGUUUUUGCUAACGAAGGCCGCUCGGUGCCUCAUCGUUCCCUCUCUGGGAAGCCUCGCAAGGGUUCCUGCAGUCGAGAUCCUUCUGAGGACGUUCCGCGCUCGACCAGUGCCCCUGAUAUGUUCCGGCGCAAUAGAACAGGCGACGUCCGAUCGGCCAUGGGUAUGGCAGGGUUUUCGGCCUCAUCCUCCGACGGUUCUGUCCGAACCUUCCAGUUAUCUCCUUCGAGCGUUCUUAAGAUUCAGAAAGGGGACAUUACCGUGUGGUCCGUGGACGGAUCGACCGACGCGAUCGUAAAUGCAACUAGCAAACUAAUGCUUGGAGAUGGUGGCGUGGAUGAAGCUAUACAUCGAGCUGCUGGUCCAGAACUUCUCGAGGCAUGUCGAAAGGUUCCAAAGGUCCAGAACUUCUCGAGGAUUACAGUCCGCUGCCCUACAGGGGAAGCCAGAAUCACUCCAGCUUUCCGGUUGCCUGUUUCACAUGUGAUACACACUGUUGGGCCCAUCUAUUACAGUGAUGAACAUCCUGAGAUUUCCCUUACUAAUGCAUACAGAAAUAGCUUGACGCUUGCUAAGGAGAAUAAUGUUCAAUACAUCGCUUUUCCAGCUAUAUCUUGUGGUCUCUACAGAUAUCCUUUCAAAGAGGCUUCCAGGAUAGCUAUAUCAGUGGCAAAAGAGUUCCUUGACUCCUUUAAAGAGAUACAUUUCGUGUUGUUCUCUGAUAAGCUCUAUGGUGUUUGGCUUAACACUGCCAAUGCUGACACAGGGUUGCAAUUGCUUGCCAAGAAAACGCUAUCACUCUCCUCUAGCUUCGCCCCUGUUUCUGCCUCCAGGGAUCGAUGGCUUGGAGCAAGUCUCUGCCACGUCCAGACCCUCACCAUCGCCACCCUUCCGGACCUUCCCUAUGACUAUUGCGCCCUCGAGCCAACCAUCAGCAGAGAGAUCAUGAAGAUCCACCAUCAGAAGCACCAUCAGAUGUACAUCACCAACUACAAUAAUGCUCUCGAGCAGCUUGAUUCAGCAAUCGCUAAGGGUGACGUAUCGGCGGUCGUCCAGUUGCAGAGCACCAUCAAGUUCAAUGGAGGAGGUCAUGUCAACCACACAAUAUUUUGGCAAAACCUGAAGCCGACCAAUGAAGGUGGAGGUGAGCCACCACACAGCACACUAGGUUGGGCAAUCGACACAAACUUUGGUUCUUUGGAGGCUCUGAUCCAGAAAAUGAAUGCAGAAGGUGCUGCUUUACAAGGUUCUGGGUGGGUGUGGCUAGCUUUGGAUAAGGGCAAUAAGAAACUCAGUGUUGAAACAACUGCAAAUCAAUCAACAAGUUCAUCAAAGUAAAAGACUAGGCUAGUCUCUUUUAAAUUAUAAUCAAUAAAGCUCUGGAGUAUGAAGUCAUGGAAGCUAUGUUGAUGAUUCACGGGAUGACCAAAUCUGCAAAAUGCAAAGCUGUCUCGUACCUCUAUGUUAAAAAAUGUGUCCAUUUAAUUUUCAAUGGAACUCUUGCAAUAUUUUGUCUGCUCUUUCCUUGACAUCAUUUAGCUAUUUCCUUUAUUGGAAUAGCAGACCGCAGACAACCUGCAUUUCAGUUCAAAGAUGCAUUUGUUUUUCAUCUUACUUAAAAUCUCCUUUUUCCUUACUGCAUCCAAUUAAACUGAAUCGUUUUUAGUUUUCAUUAGAAAUCAUAAAUAGAAUAAAAUAACUAAAGGCUUUUCCCUUAACUAGGGCUCACAAUUGGGAGCGUGUGCAUGCCAGGUCCAGAUUAUAUGAUUUUCAUGUGCAACAUGGCCUUGGAUUUAUUCAAUUAAGAUAGUGUGCAAUGCUACUAAUGUUGUUUGGAACAUUAAAUGAAGAAUUGUGGCUUGUACAUUUGGGAUAUUAGGUAAAGCAUAUUUUGGAGAUGCCUAACCACUACAUGCAAAGAGAUAGGGCUUAUUGAUGCAAGUCUGCCAUGUGAGUACCAACUCAGCUACGCCCUAGGGGCAAAGAGAUGGGGCUUAUGAAUAUAAGUCUAAUUGAUGUUUGGAUGUCAUCUUUUUUGAUAUACGAGAUUGGUAGGUUCCUAUGCUAAUAACCCAAAUAUGUAACUCUGAUUUGUGCAUGUAUUGCAUUGUUGGUUUAUUGAUUUAAAAGUGUAGAUUUAGAAGAUCCUUCAGCUAAAUUCUACAAGGAAGGUUGUGUGGUCAAAAUUACAAUUCAUAACUGGAUAUUUAGUCGAUUCCAAAAUGGAUAUGUCAGUAGAUCAAUUAGUUUGGUAUGUUGGUAUGUGUUUAAUGUUCUCUUUGCAUGUUCUUAAUCUCUGGCCUGAAAAUUAUGUGUUAAUUAGAGGCCAUACUUGUGGAAGGAGGAGAUUAUCUCGGUGUGAGUAAACAAAGACACUUGUCACACCAUCUAGUUCUUUUAACUUGGACUAGCAACACAUGGCCUACAUCUUUAGCAUGCUUUAUUGAUUCCAUAUGUGCAUUAUGUUGGAUUGCUGUUACAUCACAUAAUUCUUUUUAACCCUUUGGUACAUACUUCAAUUCUCUGUCCAUUCCUGUAGCACCUUUUUUUCCACAAAAAAAAAAAAAGACGUAGCUAAUAGGUUUGAAUGCUCUUUCCGUAGGAUCCUCUAGUGACCAAAGGCGCAACCCUUGUUCCAUUGCUUGGUAUUGAUGUGUGGGAACAUGCGUACUA